This is a messenger RNA of Peronospora belbahrii, 1755 nucleotides long. NCBI's taxonomy places the organism in Eukaryota, Oomycota, Peronosporomycetes, Peronosporales, Peronosporaceae. The record is from the annotation of a GenBank genome assembly.
AUGGCGGCAGCAGUGGCCGAAGAUAAUAGUCUUUACCCGAUCGCAAUUCUUGUGGAUGAGCUUAAACAUGAAGAUGUUCAGCUGCGUCUUAAUUCAAUCCGUCAGAUUCGCAUCAUUGCGGACGCAUUGGGUUAUGAACGUACACAAAAUGAGCUCUUACCCUUUAUGAAUGACUCGCUGGAUGACGAGGAUGAAGUACUGCUGGUGAUGGCCGAGGAGCUCGGAGACUUUGUGGAUGUAGUAGGUGGCCCACCUCAUGCCUAUUUGUUGCUCAAGCCUUUGGAAUCACUUGCGACAGUAGACGAGGCUUCUGUUCGUGACAUGGCCGUGCGCUCGAUUUGCAAAGUUGUCGAAGCCAUGGAACCUGAACAUGUCGCCGAGCAUUUUGUGCCGGUACUCCGCCGUCUUGUUACGCGCGACUGGUUUACGUCGCGCAUUGCAUCGUGCAGUCUUUUUCAGGUCGGCUAUUCGCGCCUAUCUGACGAUAUUCAGGCCGAAAUGCGUGGUAUGUUUGGUCAGCUCUGCCGUGACGACACACCGAUGGUCCGCAAGGCAGCAAGCGCUGCCCUUGGCGGGAUUGCGUCCGUAAUGGAUAGCUCUAGUGCGAGCUCGGAGAUGCUGCCGUUAUUUUUAACUCUGGCUACGGACCGACAGGACUCGGUUCGGAUACACACGAUUGACAAUGCGGUCGCCCUGGCACGUUUGCUUCCGGCCGAUGUGCUAUCAACGCAGGUGCUGCCGGCAAUUUUUGAGACAGCGCGCGAUGGCUCAUGGCGUGUGCGAUGGUCUGUUGCCAAUCGGUUCCCAGAGAUCUGCGAAGCCUUGGACGCAGAGACCAUCAAUUCAACAUUUUGUAGCUCAGCCGUCUUGUUGCUAGAGGACAACGAGGCUGAGGUGCGCACUGCAGCCACGUCAAAGAUUCUUGGUGUCGCUCGACGUCUGCAGCCUCAACGAAUGGUCGAAAAAAUUGUGCCGUGUUUUCAGCGAUUGGCGCGUGAUAUGUCGGAUCACGUGCGCUCUGCUUUGGCAUCCGUGGUGAUGAAAGUUGCUCCGUUUUUGGGCCGAGACUUAACAAUCGAGCAUUUACUUCCUCUCUUUCUACUCCUGCUAAAUGACGAAAACUCGGAAGUGCGUUUGAAUGUUAUCUCUAACUUGGAAGAGGGCAACAUGGUCAUCGGAAUUGAGCUACUAUCACAGUCUCUCCUUCCUGCUAUUGUGCAUCUUGCAGAAGAUCGCCAGUGGCGUAUUCGUCUGGCGAUCAUAGAAUAUAUUCCACUGCUGGCUGCUCAAUUGGGACGUGACUAUUUCGAACAGCAGUUGGCGGAGCUUUGCAUGGCAUGGCUAGUGGAUAACGUGUUCUCAAUCCGGGAGGCGGCCACGAUCAACUUGAAAAACUUGACGGAACACUUCGGAGUAGACUGGGCGCGGGCGAGUGUUGUACCGCGAAUCGUUGCCAUGCAUUCAAAUGCUAACUUUUUGCAUCGCCUGACGUCUUUGUACGCGGUGAAGGUACUCUGUGAAGCCAUGACCCCCGAAUCGAUUCAAACCCUCCUAAUUCCUUUAGUUUUGGAGCUGGCACAGGAUCCGGUUCCAAACAUUCGCUUCAAUGCGGCAAAAACACUGGAGGUGCUCGCCCCAAAAGUAGACAUCGACGUGCGCACAAGUACUGUAGUCCCAUGCCUUACGGCGCAACUACAGGAUAGCGACACUGAUGUUGUCUUCUUUGCACAGCAAGCGCUCUCAAAGCUCGGCUAG